Molecule: messenger RNA, 2032 nt
Organism: Kogia breviceps (pygmy sperm whale)
Lineage: Eukaryota; Metazoa; Chordata; Mammalia; Artiodactyla; Physeteridae
Gene: BHLHE41
Product: basic helix-loop-helix family member e41
Biological process (GO): anterior/posterior pattern specification; regulation of transcription by RNA polymerase II; circadian regulation of gene expression
Cellular component (GO): nucleus
Molecular function (GO): protein dimerization activity; DNA-binding transcription factor activity, RNA polymerase II-specific; RNA polymerase II cis-regulatory region sequence-specific DNA binding
Source: RefSeq, a predicted model, not a curated record
CCGCACGUGAGCUGGGUGCUGGUCUGGCCGGCGACGCGCGUGCCCUGUGGCCAAACACUGCCCGGAGUGAGAGCAAACUACCAGCGCAGUGGGGCCGGCGCGAGUGUGCGUGCGUGUGUGUGCGUGUGUGUGCGAGAGAGCGAGCACGGUGGGAGGAGGGGACCAACCGCUUCACACUUUCAACACUGCACUGAAGAGGGAGAGAGAGAGAGAGAGACUGGAGACGUACAGAUCCCCCCAAGAUCUCCCAAAGCUACCGUCCCACAGAUUCUAGAACAGAACCCCAAAAAUCGAAACAGAGGAAACGGACAGCGGUGGAACAUGGACGAAGGAAUUCCUCAUUUGCAAGAGAGACAGUUACUGGAACAUAGAGAUUUUAUAGGACUGGAUUAUCCCUCUUUGUAUAUGUGUAAGCCCAAAAGGAGCAUGAAGCGAGACGAUAGCAAGGAUACCUACAAAUUACCGCACAGAUUAAUAGAAAAGAAAAGAAGAGACCGAAUUAAUGAAUGCAUCGCUCAGCUUAAAGACUUACUGCCUGAACAUCUAAAGUUGACAACUCUGGGGCACCUGGAGAAAGCGGUGGUCUUGGAAUUAACUUUGAAACACUUAAAAGCUUUAACAGCCUUAACGGAGCAGCAGCAUCAGAAGAUAAUUGCUUUACAGAAUGGGGAGCGAUCUCUGAAAUCGCCCAUUCAGUCCGACUUGGAUGCGUUCCAUUCGGGAUUUCAAACAUGCGCCAAAGAAGUCUUGCAAUACCUCGCCCGGUUUGAGAGCUGGACGCCCAGGGAGCCGCGGUGUGUCCAGCUGAUCAACCACUUGCACGCCGUGGCCACCCAGUUCUUGCCCACCCCCCAGCUGUUGACUCAACAGGUUCCUCUGAGCAAAGGCACCGGCGUGCCCUCGGCCGCCGCCCCCGCCGGGCCCGGGGCCGCCCCCUGCCUGGAGCGCGCCGGGCAGAAGCUGGAACCCCUCGCCCACUGCGUGCCGGUCAUCCAGCGGACUCAGCCCAGCGCCGAGCUCGCCGCCGAGAACGACACGGACACCGACAGCGGCUACGGCGGCGAGGCCGAGGCCCGGCCGGACCGCGAGAAGGGCAAAGGCGCGGGGGCGAGCCGCGUCACCAUCAAGCAGGAGCCCCCCGGGGAGGACUCGCCGGCGCCCAAGAGGAUGAAGCUGGAUUCCUGCAGCGGCGGCGGCCUGGGGGGCGGCGCGGCAGCGGCGGCGGCCGCGCUCCUGGGGCCCGACCCGGCCGCCCCGGCCGCGCUGCUGAGACCCGACGCUGCCCUGCUCAGCUCGCUGGUGGCGUUCGGCGGAGGCGGGGGCGCGCCCUUCGCGCAGCCUGCGGCCGCCGCGGCCCCCUUCUGCCUGCCCUUCUACUUCCUCUCGCCUUCGGCGGCCGCCGCCUACGUGCAGCCCUUCCUGGACAAGAGCGGCCUGGAGAAGUACCUGUACCCGGCGGCGGCCGCCGCCCCGUUCCCACUGCUGUACCCCGGCAUCCCCGCCCCGGCCGCCGCCGCCGCCGCCGCCGCUGCCGCCGCCGCCGCCGCCGCCUUCCCCUGCCUGUCCUCCGUGUUGUCGCCCCCUCCCGAGAAGGCGGCAGCCGCCGCCGCCGCGACCCUCCUGCCGCACGAGGUGGCGCCCCCUGGGGCGCUGCGCCCCCCGCCCCCGCACGGCCGCACCCACCUGCCCUUCGCCGGCCGCAGCGAGCCGGGGAACCCGGAGAGCUCCGCUCAGGAAGAUCCCUCGCAGCCAGGAAAGGAAACCCCCUGAAUCCUUGCUCCUCUUAGAGGAGACCCGGGUUCACGCGGAAUCGUAAUAAGUUAAAACACCCUUAACGUUUUCAAGGGAGGAAGUGUAAGAGAUGCACGACGGGCUUAAAAGAAAACAAAACAAAACAAGCAAAAAAGUCCACAGGUGUUUUGUGUGCGUUUGGAGUUCCUGUUUUGCUCAUCCCUCACCGCCCACCAACCUCCACACACUAACAUCCCCUUCUUCUCCCACCAGCUGUACAAGAACCUCAUAGGUAUUCUUU